Molecule: messenger RNA, 1830 nt
Organism: Fomitopsis serialis
Lineage: Eukaryota; Fungi; Basidiomycota; Agaricomycetes; Polyporales; Fomitopsidaceae
Product: DNA replication and checkpoint protein-domain-containing protein
Exons: 8
Coding region: 129-1724 (531 amino acids)
Biological process (GO): DNA replication initiation; mitotic DNA replication preinitiation complex assembly; DNA replication
Cellular component (GO): DNA replication preinitiation complex
Molecular function (GO): DNA replication origin binding; single-stranded DNA binding
Source: RefSeq, a predicted model, not a curated record
CGCCCACGCCUCACGACCGCGUUUACAUCGUUUCAGGCAGUGGCCACGUGCCUCCGCCCAACGCGUCCACACGCGCCCGUCCCUCUGCCAAACGCGUCCACCGCUCAUCUCCUCGCUCGUCGCUUGCCAUGGACGUCGCGACUCUUCGCGCAGAACUCAAGGCAUGGGAACGCGACUUUAGGAAUGAGCAUUCUCGUAAUCCCACUAUUGAAGAGAUCAAGGACCAGCCAGCCAUAGCGGCCAAGUACAAACUCUACAAGUCUCUAUCCAAAUCAGCUACAUCUUCAUCCAUCGCGAAGUCGUCCACCGCGCGUUCAUCUACCCCUCCCAGAUCGCAGUCGCGUCGGUCCACCCAUACAUCCACGUCCUCCUUGCUGCCUAAGGCACGCGCCGUCAAGGUCGGCCCACCAAUACAAACCACAAACCCAUUCUCCCCUGUCAAGAAGAAGCCUCGCUCAGCGCAUCUUGAUUCACCACCUACGGCUUCAUCAACUAAGCUAUCAGAGCAUGACCCUCACAUAAACCCAUUUACGACUCCCACCAAGACUAGAUCAUCCACGAAGUCCAAGCCCUCUGCCCCGCUCCCCUCAGCUGCUACGCGUACACCCUCCGGCAAAUCCGCGGUGACUCGCGCUCGCAAGCGUCUGCGCGGAGAGCCUGUUUCGCCUUCUCCUGUCAAAGAGAAGAGGGCACGCGUCGGCUCCCAGCGCGCACUCAACUUUUCGAGCACACUUCAGGACAGUGAUGACGAGGACGCACAGCAGGGUCACACUGUCGGAGCUGCCGACGAGACGUUCCUCGAGGCAACUCCUAUGAAGCCUCCACCGGGCGGUAAGUCGUUUCGGGUCCUCUUCGAUGAGGUUCUUCCGACCGCGCAGGAGGCCUCGCGGCAGCCCACCACCCGCACCCUCUCACGGACCAUGUCGGCGGCCCCCAAGCCGAACGGUCUCAGCAACAAACGGGCCCGAACACGAGCCAUGUCGCCGUCAUCUUCUGAAGAUGAAGGUGACAACUGGGGGAAUGGGACGAAGCUCGAGAGUCUCAUUACGUCCGCCAAUGGGUUUCAUCGCAAGAGGCUGCCCAACGGAUCUGACGACCUGCGGUCGGAGAAGGCCCCUCUCAGGGGCUCAGUUCCGAAAGGCCCGCUUCCCAGAGGGAAGACGCCUACGGGCUCUGUUGACGCCAGUGGCGCAGCACGUUUAAAUGGAAAACGACCCCGCCCUGAUGCUCGAGAUGAUUCCAUAGGAAUCGACAUCGCGAACGGCCUCGGUGAAACGAAUGAUGUUGACCACACCGCACAUUCAAGGACAAGCAUCGCAAACGACAAAGGCAAAGGCAAGGCCGCCGCUGCAUUCAGUCGGAAGAAGGCGAGGCUGCUCGAACAGCUGGGCGGCGACGGAGUCAGUGACGACAGCACGGACAGUGAAGAGGACAACGACCAGGAAGUCUCUUGCACUUCCCACGAACUAGACGAUCCAGAGUUUGAGUGGCCGGCUCGCCCUGCGCAUCCUCCUGAUUCUCCAUCCGCAGACCCCCCUGUCAUCGAAGGUGCCGUGGAUCUGGCAAAUGCAGUUCUCUAUGGCAGGCGCGAAAGUCACUUCGACGCCAAAGGUAUGGAGGUGUGGGAUGUGGGCGAGAUGAGCGAAGGUGCAGAAGGUGCAGGGGAAGACGGAGAAGAUGAUUGGGAGGGCGAGCCUAUUCCGUGGGAGGUUGGAGAGCUGUAAGAUGGCGGGCAUAUUGUCAGCCUGGAUCGAAGGACGAACACCUGUUGUACCAAGCCUGGUGAUGUGCGUCCGUCUCCCACCUGCACAUGCUUCGGCUAACAACUUG